UUUUUUCAGGCAAAGCAGGAAAAUUUAUUUGGUGAUAGGUACUGCAGUAAUAUUUAAUUUGAUAUUUCUUGUUCUCUCGGAUAAAGCAGGAAGAUUGAGUUGGAAAACGUUAUUAAAAAUCAAAGAUGAUGUUUAGAGCCCCGCUGUGUCUGACUGCUCUACUUUGUCUGUCGUUGCCUGCCACACGUUCGGACUUCAGCCUUACACUGCUACACACAAACGAUGUCCACGCCAGGAUUGAAGAAACUGACGCGAGAAGCGCCCCUUGUACACCGGAGCAGGCGGCGGGCAAAAAUUGCUUUGGUGGAGUAGCCAGGAUUCGAACCAUGGUAGAAAAGAAAAGAGCCGAACACGUCAACCACACGAUACUUCUGGACGCCGGAGACCAGUUCCAGGGAACUCUGUGGUUCUACCAGUUUGGUGGAAUAGUCAGCGCUCAGUUCAUGAACCUUAUAAGAUACGACGCCAUGGCUGUGGGUAACCACGAAUUUGACAAGGGUGUCGAGGGUCUCGAACCUUUCGCCAAAAACUUGUCAUUUCCUCUGCUGUCAAGUAACAUGAAACUUGACAACACGCCACAGCUGAAAAACAUCAUCAAGAAAUCAACGGUUCUAACGGUCGCCGGGGAACGGAUAGGUGUGGUUGGGUACACCACCCCGGAGACAGCUUAUUCUUCAUCCCCAGGAACUGUUGAGUUCGUGCAGGAACUCGCGGCUGUACAGGCGGAGGUGAACAACUUGACGGCUCAAGGGAUUAACAAGAUUAUCGCCCUUGGUCACUCUGGAUACUCGUUUGAUGUGGAGCUGGGGAAACAGUUGACAAAUGUGGACAUCAUUGUUGGUGGACACACGCAUUCUUUUCUCUAUAAUGGCACCGGCCCAUCCAUAGAAACAAUCGAGGGCGUGUACCCGACUGUUGUAACCUCCAAGACCGGGGACACGGUCCUCGUUGUUCAGGAUUACGCUUAUGGCAAAUAUCUAGGGGAGCUAAAUGUGGUCUUUGAUGACGCUGGGAAAGUCAAAUCAUGGACGGGAAAUCCAAUUUUGUUGAACGGCAGUGUUGCUCAAGAUAAUGAGACGAUGGCACUGAUUAACACCUACCUGCCGCAGGUGAACGCGUUUAAGAAAACCGUCGUAGGUGAGAGCUACGUGUUCUUGAGCACUGACAAGCAGGUGUGUCGGAGAGCAGAGUGUAACAUAGGGAAUGUGAUCACCGAUGCAAUGAUACAACACAACCUGCGUCAUUCAAAUGGUACAUGGAGCGAUGUUGCGAUGGCGAUGGUCAACGGAGGGGGUAUACGCUCUUCAAUUAAUAUAGGUAACAUCACAACAGAGAACGUUAUUUUUGUCCAGCCGUUUAGAAAUGAAGUUGACAUUGUUGAAGUUACCGGACAAACACUUCUUGACGUGUUUGAGUACUGUGCUAGUAAAUGGGUCAACUCUACAGACAGCGGCUUUGGUGGGUUUUUGCAAGUAUCUGGCAUGAGAGUGACGUACAACAUGGAUCGUCCAGUGGGUCAGAGAGUUCACGAACUUCUGGUCACCUGCACACAGUGCGACAUUCCCAGGCUGGAGAACGUCCAAGUAGACAAACACUACAAGAUACUCGCUAUUACCUUUGUAAUUAAGGGUGGCGACGGCUAUACAGUUCUCAAGUCAAACAUCAUCAAUAGAAUUCCUUUAGGAGAUCUAGACACAGACAUCUUGAUCAGCUAUGUGAAAAAGUUCAGCCCAAUAACGACUGGGCUUCAGGAUCGAAUCCGGUUCGUUUCUAAUGAUGUAGACAACUGCAAAACAACGAACGUAGCAAUCAAACAUGUUUACUCGUCUGCAAUUAUUUUGUUUAUGUCAUCCAUCUUAUCCGUUAUGUUGUUGCUUUAAUAUCAUGUGAUAUAUUGCCAUAAACGAUAAACACAUGUUUAUAUCUACUGUUACUGCUAAUGUGCCAUUAUGUUCGAUUAAUGUUGAUGUUAAAUUUUACACUGUUUAUACCUCAUGUCAGAUAGGUUGUAACAUUUCAAAGUCCCACUUUUGAUCAUUUUAAUAUUUAAAUAAAGA
Messenger RNA from Physella acuta, 2057 nucleotides. RefSeq names its product snake venom 5'-nucleotidase. NCBI's taxonomy places the organism in Eukaryota, Metazoa, Mollusca, Gastropoda, Physidae. Gene Ontology annotation, biological process: AMP catabolic process. The record is from RefSeq and is a predicted model, not a curated record. Gene Ontology annotation, cellular component: plasma membrane. Gene Ontology annotation, molecular function: nucleotide binding; 5'-nucleotidase activity; metal ion binding.